AUGAAUAUAUUAUUGAUUCGGGGACACAUACAAGCAAAGAAGAAAGAUGGCGAGGGAAAGAAGAAGAAGAGGAGACAGAGAGAGAAGAAGAAGAGACAGAGAGAGAAGAAGAGGAGACAGAAGAAGAGGAGACAGAAGAAGAGGAGACAGGAGAAGGAGAAAGAGAAGAAAGAGAAGGAGAAGAGGAGACAGAGAGAGAAGAAGAAGAGGGGGGAGAGAGAGAAGAGACAGAAAGAGGUGAGGAGACAGAAAGAGAAGAGGAGACAGAAGAGGAGACAGGAGAGGAGACAGAUAGAGAAGAAGAAGAGACAGAAGAAGAAGGAGAGAGAGAAGAAGAAGAAGAAGAAGAGACAGAGGGGGGAGAAGAGACAGAAGAAGAAAGAGAAGAAGAAAGAGAAGAUGAGACAGAAGGAGGAGACAGAGAAGAAGAAGAAGAGACAGAAGAAGAUAGAGAAGAAGGAGAAAGAGAAGAAGAUAAAGGAUAAGAGACAGAGACAGAAGAAGAGACAGAAGGAGAGACAGAGACAGAAGAAGAGGGGGGAGGAGACAGAGAAGAAGAAGAGACAGAAGAAGAGACAGAUGAAGAAGAGACAGAAGAAGAAGAGGAGGCGGGGGGCAAUGGGGGUGAUGAUGGUGGUGAUGCUGCUGGUGUGCUUCUGA
Messenger RNA from Eimeria mitis, 660 nucleotides. RefSeq lists its product as uncharacterized. The transcript is spliced from 2 exons. Lineage: Eukaryota; Apicomplexa; Conoidasida; Eucoccidiorida; Eimeriidae. The record is from RefSeq and is a predicted model, not a curated record. Bases 1 to 660 code for a protein of 219 amino acids.